UUCUUGUUUGAAGUCAGCACUGUGAUGCAGACUAGCUCUGAAGCAUCCACUUGCACGUCCAAUGCAGAGAUAUGCCCAAGUACCAUUGGAGCAUCACAUGACAUCGCGCAGCGUUUUUGCUUGUCCACAAUUUUGGAGCUUCAAUCACGCGUCGGCAAUGCCUCCUGCCCUCAAUGUCCCUCCUUAAGUAUUCGAAGCAAUACCUAGCCAACCAAUCGAGAUAUGCAUGCCUCAAUGCCUUUGUCUCGCGCAUUGAAUCCUCUUCCUUGCUGGCUCACGCCGACUCCCCUACCACACACGUAGGUGAGCGGGGUGUCAACAAUAAGCCUAUUGCCGUCAAAGACAACAUGUGCACUAAAGAACUGAAGACUACGGCUGGUUCGGGCAUUCUAAAGGACUUCAUGAGCCCAUAUGAUGCGACGGUGGUGAAGCUGUUGCAAGAUGAGGGAGCCGUGAUUGUGGGAAAGACCAACAUGGACGAGUUUGGCAUGGGGUCGCAUUCUACACACUCACAUGCCGGCCCGGUGAGGAUGCAGCGAUACGAGGGUGAAGAUGCAAGCGCAGGAGGAAGCUCGGGCGGUAGUGCCCUUGCAGUGGCUAGUGGACAGUGUUGGGCGGCUCUUGGUACAGAUACAGGUGGUUCUGUCAGACUCCCUGCUGCAUACACGGGCGUUGUUGGGUUCAAGCCAAGUUAUGGACUCAUCUCCAGAUGGGGUGUCAUUGCAUAUGCGAACUCACUCGAUACUGUGGGUAUACUCGGGAGGAGUUCCAUGGAUGUAGAGGAAAUGUUUGACAAACUCAACAUGUACGACUCCCAGGAUCCUACCUCUCUCCCGUCUUCGACACGUGCACGUCUUCGUUCCGAUAGCGAGAAGCCAAGGUCUUUGAAGAUUGGAAUACCAUUAGACUAUAACAUCGCUACCCUCGAUCCUACUGUUCGCAAGGCCUGGAUUCGUACUUUAAAACUGCUAUGGGGACAAGGACAUAGCUUACAUCCCGUGCGACUACCAGCAACACAACAUGCUCUCUCGGCUUACUACAUUCUCGCUCCGGCAGAAGCGUCUAGUAACCUCGCGAAAUAUGAUGGCGUUCGUUUUGGUAGCAGAGCAGACGGUAUUGACGGGACUCGUGAGAGUGUACUCUUCGCUAAGACUCGAGGACAAGGCCUCGGUCCAGAGGUCCAGCGUCGUAUCCUGCUGGGCGCUUUUUCACUCAGUGCACAAGCUAUCGACAACUACUUCAUCCAAGCACAGAAAGUUCGGAGAGUGGUACAGCAAGAUUUCGACAGAGUUUUCGCUAAACCAAACCCGUUAUUGAAUGCUGCUGAGGAUCGGGAAAAGGGUGAUGACAGAGUAGAUGUCUUGCUCUGCCCAACAGCUCCAACCCUCGCCCCGUCUUUAUCAGAAGUUCAGAACCAGGAUCCAGUGCACGCAUAUAUGAACGAUGUCCUCACCGUUCCAGCCAGUUUAGCGGGGCUUCCAGCUAUCAACGUUCCUGUUAACGUCGAAGUUGCUGAGCACCAGACAGGUCAAGGCCAUGAAACGGAGUUCAAAGAAAGCGCAGGCAUUCAGAUCAUCGGGCAAUAUGGUGACGACAAGCUGGUGCUCGAUCUUUCAAGCUCCCUACAGGCCCUCGCGGAGACAGGCCAGAGCUCCUCAGCACCCCACAUGGCUGUCUGGGAAUCGAGCACUCUCUGAUCCGCCAAUAUAAGGGACGAUGAAAGUGAACGAUGGGGAGAGAAUAGCUCUGGAAAAUGUACGAAAGGCACUCAACUACUCAAGAAGCAUACUAUUUGCCGGAAUACGAGUUACAGGAAACACACAUACGUGUGUCUCAAUCAUGCUAGCACAAACUCUUGCAUUCAGACCUGAGAAAUGAGAAAGCUCAGUGAAUCAAGACAGUCCUCGUUCAUUCGUGA
Molecule: messenger RNA, 1918 nt
Organism: Dothidotthia symphoricarpi CBS 119687
Lineage: Eukaryota; Fungi; Ascomycota; Dothideomycetes; Pleosporales; Dothidotthiaceae
Product: glutamyl-tRNA amidotransferas-like protein
Exons: 3
Coding region: 174-1697 (507 amino acids)
Biological process (GO): glutaminyl-tRNAGln biosynthesis via transamidation; mitochondrial translation
Cellular component (GO): glutamyl-tRNA(Gln) amidotransferase complex; mitochondrion
Molecular function (GO): glutaminyl-tRNA synthase (glutamine-hydrolyzing) activity
Source: RefSeq, a predicted model, not a curated record